Pyrus x bretschneideri (Chinese white pear) is the source of this 7508-nucleotide messenger RNA. RefSeq lists its product as uncharacterized. Gene Ontology annotation, molecular function: ADP binding; protein binding; ATP hydrolysis activity. The record is from RefSeq and is a predicted model, not a curated record. NCBI's taxonomy places the organism in Eukaryota, Viridiplantae, Streptophyta, Magnoliopsida, Rosales, Rosaceae. Gene Ontology annotation, biological process: signal transduction; defense response.
AUUCCGAGGUGUAAGAUAAGAGGGAAAUUCAUUGAAAGUAACGCGAAAAAAACUGCAAGUUGUCAACUUGUCAGGAUUCCUCCAUUUAUCUCGCCUUCUCUCAUUUUUCUUUCUUGAUUGGUUUAGAGAUUGAGAAAAGAAAAAAGAAGUGAAAAACUGCUUGUCAUUAAUGACCUUCUUGGAGGAGUUGACCGUUGGAAGCGCCUCCGCAUCUGCUCCGUCAGCUCGUCGAUGGAAAUACGAUGUGUUUUUGAGUUUCAGGGGUGAAGACACCCGCAAGGGUUUUACAGACCAUCUCUACGACAAAUUGAAGUGGCGUGCAAUCAAAACUUUCAGGGACGACCCAGAACUUCAAAGAGGAACUAGUAUUCAUCCUGAGCUUCUUAUGGCAAUUCAACAAUCACGGUUUGCGAUUGUUGUUAUUUCGCCAAACUAUGCUGCUUCCACAUGGUGCUUGCUUGAACUGACAAAGAUUCUUCAGUCCAUGGAUGAGAGUGAGACCAUCCUGCCAGUUUUUUACGAUGUUGAUCCCUCGGAUGUCCGACAUCAAAAGGGGAGUUUCGCUGAGGCCUUCAUUAAACAUGAGGAGAAGUUCAGGGAAGACAUAGAGAAGGUGCAAGGGUGGAGAGAUGCUUUAACAAAGGUGGCUAAUCUUGCAGGGUGGACGUCAAAGGAUUACAGGUACGAAACAGAACUUAUCAAAGAAAUUGUGGAAGUAGUGUGGAACAAAGUUCAUCCUACAUUGACACUGUUAGAUUCUUCGGAGAAGUUGGUCGGAAUUGAAUUUAGAUUAAAGGAAAUAUGUUUGCUUUUGGAUAUAGCGGAAAAUCAUGUUUGCUUUAUAGGGAUAUGGGGGAUGGGAGGGAUUGGUAAGACAACCCUUGCUAGACUUGUUUAUGAAAAAUUCUCUCAUAACUUUGAAGUUAGCAUCUUUCUUGCUAACGUCAGAGAAAUUUAUGCAAAACAUGGUUUAGUACAUCUACAAAAGCAACUGCUUUCACAAAUCUUGAAAGAUAAGGACGUACAAGUUUGGGAUGUUUAUAGCGGGAUUUCUAUGGCAAAGAGUUUUUUGUGUAACAAAAAGGUUCUUCUCAUUCUUGAUGAUGUAGAUCAAUUAAACCAACUAGAAAAGUUGGUUGGAGAAAAAUACUGGUUCGGUUUAGAGAGCAGAAUCAUUGUUACCACUAGAGAUCGACAUUUGCUGGUCGCACAUGGCAUAGAGAAACAAUAUCAAGUUGUAGAAUUAGACGAGGAUGAAGCUUAUCAGCUCUUUAAUUGGAAAGCAUUCAAAGAAGAUGAGCCUCAGGAAAAAUAUUUGGAGCUCUCUAAGCAGUUCGUUAAGUAUGCUGGAGGUCUUCCAUUAGCUCUUAGAACUUUGGGGUCUUUUUUGUAUAAAAGAGAUCCAGAUGCAUGGAGUAGUGCAUUGAACAAACUGAAGCAAACUCCUAAUUUAACAGUUUUUGAAACGCUAAAAAUAAGUUAUGAUGGACUAGAUGAGAUGGAGAAGAGAAUUUUCCUUGAUAUUGCAUGUUUCCAUAAGUGGUCUGACAAAGAGCGAGUAAUUGAAGUACUAGACAGUUGUGGAUUUUGCGCUCGUAUUGUGAUAGAUGUUCUUGUUGAGAAGUCUCUCUUAACUAUUUCUGGCAAGAGUGUCUGUAUGCACGAUUUGAUACAAGAAAUGGCAUGGGAGAUUGUUCGACGUGAGUCUUUUGAAGAGCCUGGUGCACGAAGUCGUUUGUGGCUUCGUGAUGACAUAUUUCAUGUGCUCACAAAGAAUACGGGAACAAAAGCAAUUGAAGGCAUUGUCUUACGCUUGCGUGAAUUUGAAGAGGCACACUGGAAUCCUGAAGCCUUCUCUAAGAUGUGUAAUUUAAAGUUGCUUGACAUUGAUAAUUUGAGACUUUCUGUUGGCCCCAAAUAUCUUCCUAAUGCCUUGAGAUUUCUCAAAUGGAGAUGGUAUCCCUCCAAAUUUCUGCCGCCAGGUUUUCAACCGGAUCAACUGACUGAACUUAGUUUGCCCCAUAGCAAAAUUGAUUGCCUUUGGAAUGGAAUAAAGUACUUCAGAAAGUUGAAAUCUAUUGAUCUUAGCUACUCGCAGAACUUGACAAGGACUCCAGAUUUCACGGGUCUUCAAAAUCUUGAGAAGCUAGUUCUUGAAGGCUGCACAAAUUUAGUUGAGAUUCAUCCAUCCAUUGCAUCUCUCAAAUGUCUCAGAAUUUUGAAUUUUAGAAACUGCAAAAGUAUUAAGAUUCUACCAAGUGAAGUAGAGAUGGAAACUCUUGAAGUAUUUGAUAUUUCUGGCUGCUCAAAAGUUAAGAAGAUUCCAGAAUUCAGUGGACAGAUGAAAAAUGUAUCAAAGCUUUAUUUAGGUGGGACUGCUGUUGAGGAACUGCCGUUAUCAUUUAAAGGUUUGAUUGGGAGUUUAGAAGAACUUGAUUUAACGGGAAUUUCUAUAAGAGAGCCAGUUUCCUCGAUCGGUCCUAUGAAAAAUCUCGACCUAUCAUCCUUUCAUGGAUGUAAUGGUCAACCACCUCAGCCACGGUUCUCAUUCCUCCCUUCAGGCUUAUUCCCACAGAAGAGUCUUAGCCCCGUGAAUCUGGUGUUAGCUUCUUUAAAAGAUUUCCGUUCUUUAAAGAAACUAGAUCUAAGUGACUGCAACCUUUGUGAAGGAGCCCUUCCUGAAGAUAUUGGCUGUUUGUCCUCUUUAAAAGAAUUAAAUCUUGGAGGAAACAAUUUUGUUAGCCUUCCCACAAGCAUUGGUUGUCUUUCUAAGCUUAGUUUUUUCAACUUGAACAACUGCAAAAGGCUUCAACAAUUACCAGACCUUCCGUUAAACAACAGAAUAUAUUUAAAAACGGACAAUUGUACUUCCUUACAAAUGUUGCCAGGUCCACCAGAGCUGUGCAGAUUACGCCGGUUUGUCUUCUCUUCUGUCAAUUGCUUGAGACUAGUUGGUUAUCAAGGUUCGAACAAUAUUAUAUAUUCAAUGCUAAAGCGAUUCCUACAGGUACUCUCUCUCUCUCUCUCUCUCUCUACCUCUCUUUAUCUUCCUCCAUAGUUGUGUGAUAUGGUGGUUAAUUUGAAUCGUACGGAAAUCCCUCAUUUUGUUGACCGUUUUAGUAUUAUAAUUCCUGGAAGUGAAAUCCCUGAGUGGUUCACUAAUCAAAGUGUUGGACACUCACUAACUGAAAAGCUACCUUUGCAUGCCGGUAAUAGCGAGUGGAUGGGGUUUGCUUUGUGUGCUGUUUUUGUAUCUCACGAGAAUCCAGCUGUUGUUCGUGAAGUAGAUUAUUUGCAAAAUUAUGCAAACGAAAUUUGUUGUCAAUGGAAAAUUCCUGGUUCUCAGUUUGAGGGUGUGUCUUUUUAUAAUCGUCUAGACCAGGUUGUAUCAGAUCACCUGUUGUUAGUCCUUUUGUCUAGGCAGCACUAUAAUUUUUUGGAGGAGAAACGCUGUCAGAUUAAGUUUGGUUUCAAAACCAGACGUGCUGUUGGAAACAAGAAAUGCUUGAAGGUGAAGAAAUGUGGAGUCCGUUCAGUGUACGAGCAAGAUGCGGAAGACCUCAACAGAACAAUGAACCUGUCCAACAACAACAAUUCUCUUCACGAGGAUGUGCACAUUCCACAUUGUGAUUUUAUUUCUUGGAGGAAAGAAUGGAGAGGUGGGACCGUUCCCGGUUUCAAAGGGAGCUGCUCGAUGGAAGCGCCUCCGCAUCUGCUCCUACAGCUCGCAGAUGGAAAUAUGACUGUGUUUUUAAGUUUCAGGGGUGAAGACACCCGAAAGGGUUUCACAGACCAUCUCUAUGAUAAAUUACAGUGGCGUGCAAUCAAAACUUUCAAGGACGACCAAGGACUUGAAAGAGGGACAUUUAUCUCUCCUGAGCUUCGUAGUGCAAUCAAAGAAUCUCAGUUUGCUAUUGUUGUUCUUUCGCCAAACUAUGCCUCUUCAACUUGGUGCUUAAGUGAACUCGCAAUGAUUUUCCAAUGCAUGACAAAGAGGGGGACAAUUCUGCCAAUCUUUUACAAUGUUGAUCCCUCUGACGUACGACAUCAAAGGGGGACUUUUGCUGAAGCUUUCACAAAGCAUGAAAAAGAGCAUAAGGAAAACAUGCGGCUGGUGGAUCAGUGGCGAGCUUCUUUAACGAACGUGAGUAAUCUCGCAGGGUGGACUUCAAACGAUCGGUAUGAAACAGAGCUUAUUAAAGAGGUAGUCGAAGCCAUAUGGAAAAAGGUGCAUUCUACAUACACACUCUCAGGUUCAACAGAGAACUUAGUCGGAAUUGAUUUCAGAUUGAAAUAUAUAGAUAUGCUUUUAUUUGUUCGUGCAAAUGAUGUUCGCUUUAUAGGGAUAUGGGGCAUGGGCGGGAUGGGUAAGACAACCCUUGCUAGACUAGUUUAUGAGAGAAUUUCCCAUAAGUUUCAAGUUAGUAGCUUUCUUGCUAAUAUCAGAGAGCGUUCUUCGAAAUCUGGUUUAGCUCAUCUACAAGAUCAACUUCUUUCCCUGAUUUUGAAGGAAAAAACUACACAAGUUUGGGAUGUUUAUAGUGGAAGUGCUAUGACAAAGAACCUUUUAUCUAACAAAAAGGUUCUUCUCAUUCUUGAUGAUGUUGAUGAACUAAACCAACUAGAAAUAUUGGCGGGAAAGACGGAUUGGUUUGGUCCGGGAAGCAGAAUCAUUGUUACAACAAGAAAUAAGCGUUUGUUAAUCGAGCAUGGUAUAGAUAAAACAUAUGAGGUUUUGGGACUAAAUGAUGAUCAAUCUCUUCAUCUCUUUAGUUUGAAAGCCUUCAAAACAGAUCAGCCAGAUGAUGAUUAUGUGGAACUAUCGAAGUGUUUUGUAGAUUAUGCUGGAGGCCAUCCAUUAGCACUUAAGAUUUUGGGAUCUUCUUUGUAUAAAAGAGGCCAAGAUGCUUGGAAUAGUGCGUUGGAUAAAGUAAAGAAAGCUCCUAACGCAGUAAUUUUUGAAACUCUGAAAAUAAGCUAUGAUGGCCUUGAUGAGAUGGAGAAGAAAGUUUUUCUUGAUGUUGCAUGUUUUCAUACUGGGAAUGACAAGGAGCGAGUAAUUGAAAUACUAGAAAAUUGUGGCUUUUGUGCUCGUAUUGUGAUAGAAGUUCUCAUUGAGAAAUCUCUUUUAAGUAUUUUGGAUGGGUAUGUGGUGAUGCAUGAUUUGACACAAGAAAUGGGAUGGAAAAUUGUUCGACAAGAAUCCUAUCAAGAGCCUGGUCGACAUAGUAGGUUGUGGCUUCAUAAUGAAAUCUUUCACAUAUUCAUGAAGGAUACGGGAACAGAAGCAAUUGAAGGCAUUGCCUUACGCUUGCCUGAAUUAGAACAGGCUCAGUGGAAUCCUGAAAGCUUUUCUAAGAUAUGUAAUCUAAAGUUUCUCCAACUUCAUAAUUUGAGCCUUUCUGUUGGCCCCAAAUAUCUUUCCAACGCCUUGAGAUUUAUUGACUGGAGUUGGUAUCCUUCAGAAUCUCUUCCUCAAAAUUUUCAACCAGCCGAAGUUUCUGAACUUAGUUUGCAUCAUAGCAAAAUUGAUCGGCUUUGGAGUGGAAUGAAGAACAUGUCCUGCUUGAAAUAUAUCGAUCUUAGUCACUCUCAAAACUUGACUGCGACCCCAGAUUUUACAGGUAUUCAGAAUCUUGAAAGGCUGGUGCUUGAAUCUUGUACGAAUUUAGUUGAGAUUCACCCAUCCAUUGCAGUUCUUAAAAGGCUUAAAAUUUUGAAUUUUAGAAACUGUAAUGGUAUUAAGAGUCUUCCAAGUGCUCUAGAAAUGGAAUCUCUUGAAGUUCUUGUUCUUUCUGGCUGCUCAAAACUGAAAAGGGUUCCUGAAUUUGUGGGAAACAUGAAAAAGUUAUCAACUCUUUCUUUAGAUGGGACUGCUAUUCAGGAUGUGCCUUCUUCGAUUGAUCACCUAAUUGGGCUGAUUUUGUUGGAUCUCAAAGAUUGUAAAAGUCUGUUAUGUCUUCCUACUGCCAUUUGUAGUCUGAAGUCUCUUAAAAAUCUAAACGUGUCCGGAUGCUCAAAACUUGAGACAAUUCCGGAAAAUUGGGAGAAAAUUGAGUGUUUGGAGGAGCUUGAUUUGAGUGGAACUGCAAUAAGAGAGCCACCGUUAUCUCUCUUUCUUAUGAAGAGCCUCAAAGUACUAUCUCUACGUGGAUGUAAAGGUCCACCGCUUAAAUCAUGGCAUUCAUUCCUCCAUUUUGGCUUAUUUCCAACAAAAAACCCUGACCCCAUGGGUUUUGCUUUGACUUCUUUAGAUUAUUUGUAUUCUUUGAGUAAAUUAGAUCUAAGUGACUGCAGUCUUUGUGAAGGAGCAAUCCCAGAUUAUAUCGGUUGUUUGCCCUCUUUAGAGGACUUGGUUCUUCGGGGUAAUGACUUCGUUAGCCUUCCUGCAAGCAUUAGGUGGCUUGAUAGUCUCAAGUUUUUGAACUUGGACAGUUGCAAAAGUCUUCAAGAAUUACCAGACCUCCCAUCAAAUGAAGAAUUAACUGUAACAACUGAUGAUUGUACUUGCUUAAAAGUGCUGCCGCAUCCACCAAAUAUAAGUAGAUUGAGGUGGUUUUUUUUCAGAGCAGUUAAUUGCUACAGAUUGGUUGGCAAUAAAGCGAGGAAUAACAUGAUAUUUUCGAUGUUACAGCAAUUCCUUCAGGGAACCCCUCCUUUCGUCAUUCACAGUUUCAAUAUUGUAACUCCUGGAAGUGAAAUGCCAGAGUGGUUCAAUAUUCAAAGAGCGGGAGAUUCAAUAAUUGUGACGCUGCCUGAUGAUGUACAUCCAACUAGAAGCAAGUUGAUGGGAUUUGCUUUAUGUGCUGUUUUUGCACCACAAGAAAAUCCAGCUGCCCUUGAAAUUGAUUCUUUAGAAUGUCAUGCAUGUGGAAUUAAAUGUCUUUCGACAGUAACUGGAUCGAUGAGUGGCAAAACGUCUUUGCUUGUGAAAGGGGUUUAUUAUCAUAAAGCCGGCCAAAUUCAGUCAGAUCACCUUUGGUUACUCUAUCUUUCUUUUAAAGGCUAUGAUCCUAGGAAUUAUUGGAAGGGAGGUUUCCAUCAAAUUGAGUUUUCAUUCAAGACCUUUUGUUCGGGGCCAGAAACCAACAAAUGCUUGAAGCUGAAGAAGUGUGGGGUGCGCUUGGUGAAAGCAGAAGACGACGACAACUCCUACAAUAGCAUUUCUCUUUAUGAGCCUAUGGAAGACCCUCAUUGUGCUCUCCCCGAAUCAGCAAAUGCAGAGAGUGCCAUCCAUAUGAAGCGAACAACUGAACAUUUUGAUGGCGCGGGAUCAAGUGGGAGCUCAUCAAUCUCUACUAAGGAAUCGGUUAACAAAAGAUUGAAAUAUGACUGAUCGUCUUGUGCCUAUUAAAUCAUCCGGUUUCUCCAAACAGUGCUUGGAAGGGUAAAAUGCUUUUCUCAGAAUUCAUUUCAGUAAACCAUUAUCUCACUACUCGUUGCAGUUAUUAGUACUGUACUGAAUUUCCUGAUUUUUAAAUUUAAAAAUUCAUUUUCUGAUUUCACAA